UGAUUAUCGGGACGAUUUUGUCAGGGUCGAAAUGUUUUGCGUCCAUUAGGAUUGGUUACGAAAUCUCUUUGCAUGUUUUCAUCAUUAAAUUGUAAAACAAGAGAUUGAAAGAACCUAAAAUGAUGCGCUCUUUCAGACAAACGUCAUUAUUGAAAUGUCGGAGAGCAUUAUACUUAAGCUACCAACAGCACCAAUUACUUUCAACCACAAGUAGAGACAGACCUUUUAACACAGUUAUACUAUUUGUACCGCAACAGGAAGCAUGGGUUGUAGAAAGAUUUGGGAAAUAUCAUGCUACUUUGAAUCCGGGCUUCAACAUUCUUAUACCAGUGAUAGAUUCAAUAAAAUAUGUUCAAGUUCUUAAAGAAAUUGCAAUAGAAGUUCCGGAACAGCAUGCGAUCACUUCAGACAAUGUGACAUUGAAAAUAGAUGGUGUUCUGUAUGUAAAAGUUACUGACCCCUACAAGACUAGUUAUGGUGUUGAAGAUCCAGAAUUUGCUAUAACUCAGCUGGCACAGACUACAAUGAGAUCCGAGAUCGGUAAAAUACCACUAGACACAGUCUUUAAAGAGAGAGAUGCUCUCAACAUAUAUAUUGUAGAAACCUUGAAUAAAGCAGCAGAUGCGUGGGGUAUUAACUGUCUUCGAUAUGAAAUAAAAAAUAUUGAGUUACCAAAAAAGGUUCAAGAAGCUAUGCAAAUGCAGGUAGAGGCUGAGAGAAAAAAGAGAGCUGCUAUCCUAGAAUCUGAAGGUAUAAAAGAAGCUGACAUAAAUGUAGCGCAAGGAAAGAAACAAGCAAGAAUUCUUAACUCAGAGGCCAACAAAUUGGAACAAAUCAAUCAGGCUCAGGGAGAAGCACAGGCUAUCCUAGCUAAAGCAAGUGCACAGGCAACUUCAGUUGAAGUCAUUGCGGCUGCUCUGAGACAAAAGAAUGGAAUGAAUGCAGUAUCCAUGAAAAUAGCUGAGCAGUAUGUAGCAGCAUUUGGUAAUCUGGCAAAGAAAGGUAACACUGUAUUGUUGCCAAACAGCACUGGUGACAUUAGCAGUAUGGUGACUCAGGCAAUGGCUAUUUAUAACAAUAUUUCCAACAACAAACAACUUCAGGCCAGUGAGGUGGAUGGAGAGUUAGAUGAUGCUACUGUAGAUGAAAUUAAUGUAUUAAAAGAUAAUGCAAUGAAAGGGACUGAUCUAGAUUCUAUAACUAAAGAUACAGCAUUGACUGAUAAAGAUUCUAAAUCUAAAUCUUGAAUGGAAAUAUAAAUGCUAGUCUGGAAACAGUGUCUGAAUUACUGAUGUAUAGAUAUUUAUGUUUUAAGAAUGAAAAUUCUUUUGUACACACAGUAUGUCUUUACAAAUAAAAAAUCAUGCUAACUGAAUUUUAUUCAUAUAAGUACCCUUCUCUUAACUGCAGGAGAGCACACUUUAUUACAUAUUUCUAGAAAAAUUUCUUUGUUUGAAAUAAAUUAUAUCUGAUAGCUUCAAUUUUUGGCAUAUAGUUAUGUUUAGUUGAAACUAAGAUGUUGAGUAAUUUAAAUGUGAGCUUGACCUAUAUAUGAUCUUGUCUAUCAAUAACAAAUCACAAUGUAUUGAAUUUA
This is a messenger RNA of Ruditapes philippinarum (Manila clam), 1594 nucleotides long. RefSeq names its product stomatin-like protein stl-1. Bases 120 to 1247 code for a protein of 375 amino acids. Lineage: Eukaryota; Metazoa; Mollusca; Bivalvia; Venerida; Veneridae. Gene Ontology annotation, cellular component: membrane. The transcript has 11 exons. The record is from RefSeq and is a predicted model, not a curated record.